Messenger RNA from Cladophialophora immunda, 1494 nucleotides. RefSeq lists its product as uncharacterized. The record is from RefSeq and is a predicted model, not a curated record. The transcript has a single exon. Gene Ontology annotation, cellular component: extracellular region. The coding region runs from base 418 to 1242 and encodes 274 amino acids. Lineage: Eukaryota; Fungi; Ascomycota; Eurotiomycetes; Chaetothyriales; Herpotrichiellaceae.
CCACCACCUGCUCUCCAAACACGCCUUACCCGAGCGGCACUCCUGCGAGGAAUCAAGGUGACUCCGCCUCAUCAAUUACAUAUACAUCCUUCCUGCCUUGCGCUGUCUCAAAUAUGGCCUGUCUUAUUGUGUUCCUGGGCUCUUGAUUUUGUCCUAACGCCGUGUCUUUGUUUUUUGCAUCUGCUUCGACCUCUCUCGUUUCGUCUAUCGUUCAGCCUUCGAGCAUAUACCGAGUCCAGCAAAUCUAAAAGACCAACAUCACCAAGCGCCGAGCAUACUGAACAUACUCUGCGUCGCCACAGCAUGUUUUUAUAGAAAGAGCUCACACUGCAUCGCAUAAGAAAGAGAUCUAGAAAAAGGCGGAGAAGAAAGCAGGAAUUCUUCUGCAUAAACAAAACCACCCGCAGUCUUCCUAUCAUGGUUCUCCCGCUCUCCCUUCCAACGAUCGUCGUCUCCCUGUCCCUCUUCCUUCUCCAAGGACUGUGUCAGGAUCCCUCUACAGUCACAGUGAUCGGUACUACCAUUACUCAGACCUUCACCGCAGCCGCCUCCACCACGCCGCUCUCCCCUCAAUACACCGACUCGCUUACCUUCCGAGAGUCGAUCCUCAACUCGACCAACUUCUAUCGGUACGAACACUCGGCCGGAUACAUCUACUGGAACGAGACUCUUGCAUCGUAUGCUCAAGAGUACUCCCAAAAUUGCGUGUGGGCACAUUCGCACGGUCCGUAUGGGGAGAACCUCGCCCGAGGAUACCCGGACGUGAUCUCGGCAGUCGACGCCUGGGGAAAUGAACGGGCGCUGUAUAAUUUCUCCAACUCCGACCCGACCGGCUUUACUGAGGCGACGGGCCAUUUCACCCAGUUAGUAUGGCAGGGCACGCAAGCUACAGGAUGCGGUUGGACGGAUUGUAACGGCAAGAACGGUCUGGACGGCGUGUACUUGGUGUGCGAGUACUGGCCGCCGGGCAAUAUCGUCGGCGAAAACAACCUGUUCUUUAAAGCAAAUGUUGACUCUGAACGGAGCAGCGGAGACAGCGGCUUCGAUGAGCUGAGUGCAACAAUGGGUGCAACGGGCGGGACGCCAACCUCGACGGGCUCAGCGUUGAAUCCCCCCGCGGCAACGGCGAGCAGUACGGGCGAGUCGAUUGGGGCGCCCAUGGUGGAGAUGGAUAGGCGCGGCUUGCUUGUGACCGUGUGUGUGACGGUGGCCGCGGUGCUGUUCGGAUUGGGCAUGUCCUGACGGGUUUUCGUGUUCCUUUCUGUGUUGUCGACAACAUCUUCACAAACGGUGGAAUAGAGACGACAGCACUGGAUCAACACAGAAUCUGGAGUCCGUAGCAUCCGAGCGAGGUACAGGUAUAGAGCACUGCACUUCGAGUCAUGAUUGAACGACAAGGUAAAUGAGCUGUGGAUUCCUGUAUAUACGAGAAACGCAUCUUAUACCACCUGUUAAAUACAAUUAAUUCCGCUAUGAUAUAUUGACAUCGAAUAA